This is a messenger RNA of Rotaria sp. Silwood2, 270 nucleotides long. Lineage: Eukaryota; Metazoa; Rotifera; Eurotatoria; Philodinida; Philodinidae. The record is from the annotation of a GenBank genome assembly.
AUGUAUCCAUUACGUACAUCAAAACGGGAAAAUGAAAAUAUCGCACCAGAAGAAGAUGAAUAUGGAAAUAUGCAAAAUCGUAUUCAGGAUCUUGAGGCGAUCGUCGAGCAACAACAAAGUGAUUUAUCUUCUGUUUUAUCAAUACUUAAUGCAAAAAAUAAGCAACUUGAUGAACUUCAUAAACAACUGGGUGAACUUCAUUUACAAGCAAAAAUGAUGAAACAAUUUAGUAAGCCUCAUUUUGUAUUUUUGCUGAUUAUUCAACAUUAA